Messenger RNA from Carassius carassius (crucian carp), 2984 nucleotides. It is a transcript of the gene antxr1a, whose product is annotated as ANTXR cell adhesion molecule 1a. The record is from RefSeq and is a predicted model, not a curated record. Gene Ontology annotation, cellular component: membrane. Lineage: Eukaryota; Metazoa; Chordata; Actinopteri; Cypriniformes; Cyprinidae. Gene Ontology annotation, molecular function: signaling receptor activity. The coding region runs from base 153 to 1994 and encodes 613 amino acids. The transcript has 18 exons.
CUCAAUUUGGUUUCUCAAAAUUAACUCCACAGAACAGCUGCACGCAUUACCGACUGUCAAGGACCCCGUGGAACCUUACUUUUCUCUCAUGGUUGCUUUUGUAUUUUUCCUGUAGUCCUGACUUUUGCUUGACUCAAACAGUGCUUUACAACAUGUGCAGACUUUGGAGGAUAGCAUUUCUGCUCUGUGUCAAAUUGGUGGACACUGCAAAUGGGAAUACAGGACUAAUGCCUAAAAGAGAGACAGCAGCUUCCUCCUGCUAUGGGGGUUUUGACCUGUACUUUGUACUAGACAAAUCAGGAAGUGUGCAGCAUCACUGGAAUGAAAUAUAUAACUUUGUGGAACAUCUGGCCCAUAAGUUCAUAAGCCCUCAGUUGCGGAUGUCCUUCAUUGUAUUCUCUGAUCAGGGCAAUAUUUUGAUGUGGCUUACAGAAGACAGGGACCAAAUUCGGAAAGGUUUGGAGGAACUCCAUAAAGUUCGACCAGGUGGAGACACGUUUAUGCAUGAAGGCAUUCAGCGGGCCAGUGAACAGAUUUACUAUGGUAACUCUGAGGGAUAUCGCACAGCCAGUGUGAUCAUCGCCCUCACAGAUGGAGAACUGCACGAAGAUCUCUUCUAUUAUGCUGAGAGAGAGGCCGAUCGGUCUCGCAGCCUGGGUGCCUCUGUGUACUGUGUAGGAGUGAAGGAUUUCAAUGAGACUCAGCUGGCCAAGAUUGCUGACAGCAAAGACCAUGUCUUCCCAGUAAAUGACGGCUUUGAAGCUCUUCAAGGUGUCAUUGGUUCGAUCUUGAAGAAAUCAUGCAUAGAAAUCCUUGCUGCUGAACCUUCCAGUAUCUGUGCUGGAGAGGCGUUCCAAGUCGUCGUGAGAGGAAAUGGAUUCCUUCAUGCUAGAAAUGUGGACAAGGUUCUUUGCAGCUUCAGAAUAAAUGACACCCUUACCAGAAUGGUGAAGCCAUUGGUGGUGGAGGACACAUAUCUGCUCUGUCCAGCUCCUGUUCUUCGAGAGGAGGGAACGGCAGCCUCCCUUUACGUUAGCAUGAAUGAAGGCUUGAGUUUUAUCUCUAGUUCUGUUACUAUCACCACUGUUAGAUGUUCUGAUGGUACAAUACUGGCCAUAGCGCUACUGAUAGUGAUGCUACUGCUAAUUCUGGCUCUCCUCUGGUGGUUUUGGCCUCUCUGCUGCACAGUGAUUAUCCAUGAACCUCCACCACCAGUAGUUGAAGAUAGUUCGGAUGAUGAAGAGGAUGGAACUCCGAAGAAGAAGUGGCCCACAGUCGACGCGUCCUACUAUGGAGGAAGAGGAGUUGGCGGCAUUAAAAGAAUGGAGGUUCGCUGGGGUGAGAAAGGUUCAACCGAGGAGGGUGCUAAACUGGAAAAGGCAAAAAACGCGAGGGUAAAGAUGCCUGAGCAAGAGUUUGAAGUUCCUCCUGCUCGCAUCCUAAAUAAUGGCAUGCGGAAACCUCCAGGCCCUCGUAAAUGGUACUCACCCAUUAAGGGAAAACUGGAUGCAUUGUGGCUACUUCUGAAGAAAGGGUAUGACAGAGUGUCCAUCAUGCGACCACAACCUGGAGACAAGGGUCGCUGUAUGAACUUCACACGCAUUAAGUCUAGUCCCCUUCAACGCUAUCCAUCCUACAACCACCAUUCUUCACCCAUCUACACCCCUCCAUGCACCCUUAGCCCACCCCCUCCUCAGGGCCAGCUGCCCCCUCCUCCGCAUAGUCCACCCACCUCCCUGUCCUCCAGCUUUCCUUUGGCACCAUCUACGCCCCCACCUCACGCCAUCAACCCGUCUCCACCCAUCACUCCUCCACCAUCCUAUUCUCCACCCCCUGUCUGGUCCUCGUCUCCUAACACUCUCUACUUUUCUCCGCCCACAUCUCUGCCCUCUCUUCCACCAUCUCCUCCUGCCUCACUGCCCCCUCCCCCUCAAGCCCCGCCUCCAGGAAGAGCUCCUCCUCCAGAUCGCCCACCUCCACGGCCUUGUGUGUAAUGUGAAACAUUUGUAUGGGACUACUACAAGGACUGGAAGUAAACAGGAAAUAUACAUUUUCCAUAUCCUCCUCAAGAUUCCGUUGCUGUGUGGCCUAAUGCAAUAAAACGUGAUACAAAGAUCACCUGUGGCAUCAAGGGCAUUUGCUCCUGUGAAAGAGCAAUGAAAUGGAAUACAAGCCACCAUGAAACUCUAUAGGGAGCAACAAUCAGAAUCACACCAGGCAUUGCAAAGAAAUGGAAAAUUCACACAGAGUUCCUCAGCAGAUGCCAUUUGUGAGUUUAACCAAGCUUUGAGAAUGGAAGUGGCUGGUUCCAUUAAUGGAUUCAUGGAUGUUUCACAGUUGCAUGCACAUGGGACAUUUGGCGGGCUUUCUCAUUCAGAGGAAUUAAGAAAAUCUAUGCACAUUUUUGGGUCCACCACAUACAGGUCUUCUUCAUUAAAUGGCAGAACUAAACAUUGUGUCUCAUUUACUAAAAGUUCCAUGGGUUACACUUAUAUGCACAGAAAACAGUUCUUCCAGAUUUAAAACUAUGUACAUAAAUUGGUUUUUAACUUCAUAAUGUUGAAAGACUGCAUACCCUUAUUUACUAAUUUGCAUAAACACACCCAUCUCCAUAUAAGAGUUUGUGUACUAUAGAACGCAACAGUCGUGUUCCAGAAGUAAAAAUGCCAUUCAUUAGCUGUUUCCCCCCACCUAUUUUUAUGCACAUUUUGGGAUAUUGCACAAAACAAAAACUGAAUGGAACUGCUAAAAUGCACAUAAAUUCUAAAAAUGCACAUAAAAAAACAUAUGCGCUCAACUGAGUCUGAUGAAUUUUUUAUACAAUAAGAAAACAUGCACAUAAACUAUGAUUGCAACACAUUUACAGAAUAAAUUCAUCGAUGUGCAUCAAAAAAAAGUAAUGUAACCUAGCACAAUGACCACAUUUAUUGCAUUUUGUCAGAGCUGUCCGAGGCACAAGUAAUUUAUUAUAUAUCAAAAAAGAC